AUGGAGCCAUUAGCUGCUUGUAUUAGACAAAACCCUGGCAUCACAGGCUUCCAACUUAAAAAGAAGAACUACAAGAUUGCCCUUUUUGCAGACGAUGUUUUGUUGACUUUGACCAAGCCCCUGACCUCCCUUACUAUCCUUUAUGAUGUCUUGGACCGAUUUUCUGCCAUAUCGGGAUAUAAAAUAAAUAUGGACAAAAGUGAAGCAAUGGCAAUAGCAUUAUCACUCCAAACGAAAAAACGAAUUGAACUCAAUUUUGAAUUUUCUUGGGUUAAAUCAUAUGUCAAAUACUUGGGAAUUAAUUUGUCUACUCAAUUUAAGGACCUAUAUGGAGUCAAUUAUUUGCCAUUGUAUAAAGAUAUCCGUAAAGAUAUCGCAAAUUGGAAACACCUUAACUUUUCGUGGUAUGGCAGAAUUUCAGCUAUAAAAAUGAAUAUCCUCCUGAGACUACUAUAUCUGUUCAGGACCUUACCGAUAGCGGUUCCUAGGAGAGAUCUGGAGACAAUACAGUCAGAAUUUAUUCAUUUUAUUAAUAACAAAAAGCACUCCAGAAUCCCUUAUCAGAUAAUGACAAAACAUAGACAGCUAGGUGGGAUUGGAGUCCCUAACCUGACAGAUUACUAUAAUGCCUCUAGACUGGCUCAAACAGUGCUAAUGGGAUCCUCUAACCCUGAUAUAAUCUGGAUAGGGAUGGAAGCGGAUUUGGGAGAGGUUGACUCCCCAGAGGCUCUAAUAUGGGACACUUCUGUGUCGGUACAAGAAAUUCACAAUUACUCUCCAAUUACCGGCCACUCGGUGGAACACUGGAGAACCUUAAAUAAGAAAAAAAAACUGGUCCCAGAUAAUUCACUUAAGACACCACUCAGAUAUCUAAUCCCAAAGGAAUACAGGAAACAAUUAGACAAAUGGGAAAAGCCUCUUAUUAUUCUCCUUUGGACAUGGCCCUUUAAGAAUCCAUUCCCACUCAACCAGUGCCCUCAUCCCUUUGACGCAGCUGGUUGUUUCUACACAGUGGACCGUAAUUUAUAUGCCGAUGCCAAUGCUGUUAUUCUGCAUCACAGAAAUGUAUGUAGCUCUAGAGAACAGCUGCCCAAAAUGCAACGACCCUCUAAGCAAUAUUGGAUUUGGUUCAACUUAGAGUCUCCAUCUCGCAGCCCAAAUAUAUCAUUAAUGGAUAACCUCAUCAACCUCACCAUGACCUACCAGGCAGACUCUGAUAUCUUCACUCCUUAUGGAUGGCUGGAGAAGCAUGAUUCACAUAAAAAUUUUACAAUUCCUUUAAAGACUAAACUUGUAGCUUGGGUCGUUAGUAAUUGGAAUCCAAACUACCGGAGGACCAAAUUCUAUUUGGAGCUUAAAAAAUACAUCCAAAUUGACAUAUAUGGUCGUGGCAAGAUGUUGCUCCCUAGGAAUAAUCACACAAUGAUUCUUUCUACGUACAAAUUCUACCUGGCUUUUGAGAACAGUAUCCAUGAAGACUAUAUCACUGAAAAACUAUGGUAUAAUUCACUCCAUUCAGGAACUGUGCCAGUGGUAAUGGGACCUCCUCGUGCUAACUAUGAACGUUUUCUACACCCAGAUUCAUUUAUACAUGUAGAUGAUUUUCCCAGUCCUAAGGAAUUGGCUUCUUAUCUUUUGAAGCUGAACAAGGAUGAUAAAAGAUACCAUCAAUAUUUCAACUGGAGGUCUGAAUACAAGCCAGUAGGAAAGACAAGUUUUGAAAUCCAAUACUGUAAAGUAUGUAAAGCAUUAAAAGAUGCCCCUGUGUAUAGAACUAUUCCAAGUAUUGACAAGUGGUUCAAGUAA
This is a messenger RNA of Bombina bombina (fire-bellied toad), 1806 nucleotides long. RefSeq names its product alpha-(1,3)-fucosyltransferase fut-6-like. Gene Ontology annotation, cellular component: membrane. The coding region runs from base 1 to 1806 and encodes 601 amino acids. The transcript has 2 exons. Gene Ontology annotation, molecular function: alpha-(1->3)-fucosyltransferase activity. Lineage: Eukaryota; Metazoa; Chordata; Amphibia; Anura; Bombinatoridae. The record is from RefSeq and is a predicted model, not a curated record.